This is a messenger RNA of Epinephelus lanceolatus (giant grouper), 3559 nucleotides long. The record is from RefSeq and is a predicted model, not a curated record. Lineage: Eukaryota; Metazoa; Chordata; Actinopteri; Perciformes; Serranidae.
GCUAGGAGCAGCAAUUUUAGAUGGCUACUCCAACUCCUACUACUUGUGGUCAGGGCCAGAGGAGGAUGGGUCCAGCUGUGGAGGCUCAGGCCCAGAAGGCCAUGGAUGCAGAGCAGCAGCAGCACCAGCAGUGCUACAUGGAAAAAGGGGUGAUUCUUGAGCCCUUCGCACACCAAGUGGGGGGACAUUGCUGCGUUCUGCGCCUCGGGGAGCAGACCAUCUGCAAACCCCUCCUCCCCCGUGAACACUGGUUCUACAAUAAUGUGCCUGCUGCACUGAGGAAGUUUACCCCCGAGUACAGAGGUGUGGUGUCAGUGAGCUUCGAGGAGGAUGCAGAAGGGAACAUUUCCUUCAUUGCUUACCCCCUCCAAUGUGAUCCAGAGGCAGAUCUGGAGAACAAGAACUCCUCGGUCGACUGUGAGCCCAAAAGCGAGAUGCUCAUGGGUGGGAAAAUUAUGGACAGCAAAAAUGACAGCACAGAUGGCCAAAGCCAUUGUACAGACAAGGAUAAAGGUGUUUACAAGCUGCUGCAGGAAACCAAUGUUCUCUACUACAGCCUGGAGCACAGUCAUACUAAUGCUGUACCACAGCUCAAACACAAACCCUGGACCUCAGCAAGCCAACAGUACUACCUGAAGAAGGUGAAGGACAGAGCCAUGCAACGCAACCAAUACAAAUUCAUCCUGCUGGAGGACCUGACGUGGCGGUACACGAUGCCGUGUGUGUUGGACCUCAAGAUGGGCACACAGCAUUAUGGAAACGGAGUUACAGAGGAGAAGAAGGCAAUGAAGAAACACAAGUGCCAGCAUAGCACAUCAAACCUAAUAGGAGUCUACAUAGGUGGCAUGCAGGUGUACCAGUGUGAUGCAGGCCAGCUAAUGUUCAUAAACAAGUUCCUUGGCCGCAGGCUGACCCUUCAGGACUUCAAGGAGGCUUUGUUCCAGUUCUUCCACAGCGGCAGGCGUCUACGACGUGAACUCUUUGCCCCGGUGCUGCGUAGGCUCCGAGAGCUGCAAGUUGCCCUGGAAGCCUGUGACUCCUAUCACUUCUGGUCCAGCUCCCUGCUCAUCAUCUAUGAUGCAGCAUCCCAACAAAAACACACUGAGGACAGCCUUUCUAAAGAAGAAGAGGAUGAGGACAAGAAUGUAGAGGCUGAACCAGAAAUGGAGGAGGAGGAUGCGGACGUGGCUGAAGAACCGGGUUCACUUGGUUUUCCCCGUAGACCCUCCACAUCUAGCGAUGGCAGCAUCAGUGACGGGAGCUCAGAUGCCAGCCAGACUCACUUGUCCCACUCACAUCCUCGUGCCCCCUUGGUGGAUGUAAGAAUCAUAGAUUUAGGCCAGUUCUCCUGCACACAUUUCCAAGAGGACAGCGUGGUGCACAAGGGCCAGGACAACGGCUACAUGUUUGGUCUCCAGAAUCUGAUCAGCAUCAUCUCUGAGCUGGAGAAUCACAGCACAGACUGAGCACUGACAUGACGCACACACAUUCAGACACAGAUGCACAGUAACACAAUGAAGAAAGAUGAGGACUGGAUUACAAAGCAGAGAGAGAUUUCUCCUCUCCCCUUUAAAAUUAUAUCUUGUUGUAGCAGGCCUUUCAAUGGUCCUGUUUCUGCCACGGGUGCUUCUCAGUAUUCCUGAUAUAUAAGUCCAUCUUUGGGAUAUGACAGAGACCUGCAUAUAACAUAGACGAACCAUCUGUGAGACUGAUGCAGUGAUUUACCCUUCAUUCUGUUUUACUGGGGUCACCCUCAGGACAAAAGGGUAGGCAGCAAAAAAAGCAGUUUGAAAGUAGAAAUCUUUUCCUUAUGUCCAAUUCCAAAGACGGUUUCAGCAUUUUGCACAUACAAACACAUUUUGUUGAAGAAGUGUGUGUUGCCUCUGGAACAGGGCUGUGUAAGAGAGCAGGAGUUGAGAGGAGGGGAGGUAGUGAGCCAACACCUUCUAGUCUAUGUUCAUCUUCACUCAAAGAGACUAUAUCCAUAUUAGUAUCAGGGACACAUGAUUUCUUUUUAAAGAAGUCUCAUAAAAUAAACUGAAAUUUCUAAAAACAUAAUGUGAAUGAAUGAUCCUGAAAAGUAAUGCAUUCACUUGAGGAAAAAAAUGGAUUGUUAUACCAGAAUUAUGGUGCUUGUUUUUCAUAAUUAACAUGAUUAGUGUCCCAAACUCAUGAGAAAAGUUUUAAUGGAAAAGAAACGGCAUCUUUUUUUAAAUUAACAAGAUUAUUAUCACAGACUAAAUUAAGAAAAUUUAAUUGAAAAAAUAGUGCUUGUUUUCCUGAAUUAAAAAAGAUUAUUAUUCCAGAAUUAUGAGAAAAGGUUUCAAGAAAAAAAAAGUGUCUUUAUUUAAUUAUUUGUUUUUAAUUAAUGAGAUUAUUAUAUGAGAAAAGCUUUGCUCUAGAUUCAUGAGAUUAUUAUCUCAGAAUUUCAAGGGGGAAAAUUUCUGCUUGUUUUUCUAAAUUAACAAGAUAAUCGUGUUGGCUCAGAAACAUAGCACAAUUUUUUUCAAGUGAAUGCAUUACACGUACAUAGAAUGAAAAAGACUACAUUCCAUAUUAUUAAUGUUAUAAUAAUAAUAAUUGAAAUUGUUAUUUGACAUGGUUGGAUACCUCUAUUGUGUGUGUAAGUGUUGUCCACAGUUUUUUGGGGAAGAAAAUACAGACUUGGGUUUGUGUUAACAUCUGCAUGUUCUUUCAUAUUUGCUGUUACUUGUUGACAAGGCCAGGAGCUUUUUAAUCACUGGGUUAAAGACAGAAACCACAGACUUCCUGCCCACUGGAAAUUUUAAUGUUGCAACAAUCAAAUUUUAUUGAAAUAUCCAGCAUGUGAGGUCAUCUCCUUGGUGUGUACAAGUGUAUACCAAGUAUGUGAUAACAGAUUAAUUAAUAUCUUUACAUCUUUAUCUUUUAUCUUUACUUUAUAUCCUGUAAAGUAUGACAGGACUUGUCUGCAUCAAUAUGAGCAGGCCCACUCACACCACCUACUUUCCAGGCAAGUAACUGGAGCAAAUACCAAGCCUGAGGCCUGUAAAGUGAUGUAAUGUUGUGGAUUGCAGCCAAGACACUAGAUUCACAUUUGCAGACCUCCCUCAAUCUAGAAGAAUUGAUCCAAAAAUGUUUAAAAAGAGACAACGCUUGUUCUGACAGGGAAAUGGUGAUGACACAACAUCCUGGGCUGCCUCAGCCAGUCUCUAACCAGUCUGAGGCUGACAGAGACGAGUCAGAGUCACAGGCUCUGUGUGAUGUGAAGAGAACGGACAGUCUGGGUGAGGAAGAGCUUUUAAACAGACACAUGCUUGUGUCAGCAGAGAACACGGUAAGGUUAGAAUAUGCCGGUGUGCAUAUAUCAUGCAUCUUAUGGUAAUUUUGUGUGCACAUUUGUUUUAUGUGCAGAGUUAGAGCAUAUCUACACUCAUAUUAGUGAAUGAGACCCAUUGUCUCUUUCUAGAAAUCAUGAUCUUGUUACUCAAGAUAAUCCACAGACCUUGCUGAAGACGUUCAUGUAGAAACUAUUUUAUUUCUACCAACCUACACCUGCCAAGUGUAUCACUGCGGAGAA